Molecule: messenger RNA, 4412 nt
Organism: Spea bombifrons (plains spadefoot toad)
Lineage: Eukaryota; Metazoa; Chordata; Amphibia; Anura; Pelobatidae
Gene: ACO1
Product: aconitase 1
Exons: 21
Coding region: 163-2844 (893 amino acids)
Biological process (GO): tricarboxylic acid cycle; citrate metabolic process
Cellular component (GO): cytosol; mitochondrion
Molecular function (GO): iron-responsive element binding; 4 iron, 4 sulfur cluster binding; 3 iron, 4 sulfur cluster binding
Source: RefSeq, a predicted model, not a curated record
ACUUGUCAAAAGUCUGACUGCUUGAGUCCUGCCUCGCUCCAGCACAAGGCGCAGGCUGCCUUCACACAGCUACGCUUAUUUUGGCCUCGCUGCAUUUUCUGUCCUAAUGAGAGUUGCAUUACAACAGGCUUAAGUCUCUUUUGUGUUCCUGGAGCGUUCACCAUGAGCAGCCCAUUUCUUCACCUUGUGGAGGUUCUAGACCCUGCACAGCCGGACAAGAAGUUUUACAAUCUGAGCAAGUUAGGGGACACAAGAUAUACACGUUUACCGUUCUCUAUCAGAGUGCUCCUUGAAGCUGCCAUCAGGAACUGCGAUGAAUUCCUUGUCAAACAGAAAGAUGUGGAGAAUAUCUUGAACUGGAAAGUUACCCAGCAUGAAAAUGUGGAAGUCCCAUUUCGACCAGCACGUGUAAUCUUGCAGGAUUUCACCGGUGUUCCUGCUGUAGUGGAUUUUGCUGCGAUGCGAGAUGCAGUUAAGCGGUUGGGAGGUGACCCUGAAAAAAUCAACCCAGUUUGCCCAGCAGACUUAGUCAUCGAUCACUCCAUCCAAGUCGAUUUCAAUAGGAGGGCUGACAGCUUACAGAAAAAUCAGGAUUUGGAGUUUGAAAGGAACAGAGAACGUUUUGAGUUUUUAAAGUGGGGUUCUCAAGCUUUUCAGAACAUGAAAAUCAUCCCUCCAGGUUCUGGCAUCAUACAUCAAGUUAACCUGGAGUACCUGGCACGAGUAGUCUUUUGUCACGAUGGCUACUACUAUCCGGAUAGCCUUGUUGGAACUGACUCUCACACCACAAUGAUUGAUGGUUUGGGAGUUCUUGGCUGGGGUGUAGGAGGCAUUGAAGCUGAAGCAGUAAUGCUUGGCCAGCCAAUCAGCAUGGUGCUUCCCGAGGUGAUUGGCUAUAAACUGAGAGGUAGCCCUCACCCAUUGGUAACAUCUACAGACAUUGUACUCACAGUGACCAAGCACCUACGUCAAGUUGGCGUUGUUGGUAAAUUUGUUGAGUUUUUUGGACCUGGUGUUGCUCAUCUGUCUAUUGCUGAUCGUGCCACCAUUGCCAACAUGUGUCCGGAGUAUGGAGCAACAGCCGCCUUUUUCCCUGUGGAUCUUGUCAGCGUGGAGUACCUGCGGCAAACAGGUCGCGAAGAGGAAAGGGUUAAAUACAUCCAGAAAUAUUUGGAGGCUGCUGGGUUGUUCAGGGACUUUAACAAUACCGAGCAGGACCCUGAUUUUACCCAGGUCGUUGAGUUGGAUCUCGGCACAGUAGUACCAUGCUGUAGUGGACCUAAGAGGCCUCAAGACAAAGUAGCGGUUUCUGAAAUGAAAUCUGACUUUGAGAAUUGCUUGGGAGCCAAGCAAGGAUUUAAAGGAUUCCAGAUCCCACAAGGUCACCACAAUGACAAAGUAAAAUUCACCUACAAUGACAGCGACUACGAGCUCUCUCAUGGCUCUGUGGUCAUAGCAGCCAUUACAAGCUGUACCAACACUAGCAAUCCUUCUGUCAUGCUAGGGGCAGGAUUAUUGGCCAAAAAUGCGAUUGAAGCCGGGCUGUCUGUGAAGCCUUACGUCAAAACAAGCCUGUCCCCAGGGAGUGGUGUGGUGACCUAUUACCUCAAAGACAGUGGAGUUAUGCCCUACCUCUCCCAGCUCGGGUUUGAUGUUGUGGGAUAUGGAUGCAUGACUUGCAUAGGUAACAGUGGACCCCUUCCUGAACCUGUUGUGGAAGCCAUAACUCAGGGAGAUCUGGUGGCAGUUGGCGUCUUAUCUGGGAACAGAAACUUUGAAGGUCGUGUUCAUCCAAACACACGUGCAAACUACUUGGCUUCUCCACCUCUUGUCAUUGCCUAUGCCAUAGCCGGGACUGUCAGGAUUGACUUUGAGAAAGAGCCUCUGGGAUUUAAUGCAGAUGGUAAACCUGUGUUCCUGAAUGAUAUCUGGCCCACAAGAGAAGAAAUCCAGGCAGUGGAACGUAAAUAUGUUAUACCAGGAAUGUUCAAAGAAGUGUAUGAAAAAAUUGAGAAAGUCAAUGAAAGCUGGAAUAAUUUAAAAGCACCUACUGAUAAGUUAUACCCGUGGGAUCCUAAAUCAACGUACAUCAAAUCUCCGCCAUUCUUUGACCAUCUGACAAUGGAACUCCAGCCUUCCAAAUCUAUCACUGACGCUUAUGUCCUCUUAAACCUGGGCGAUUCCGUAACAACUGACCACAUUUCACCUGCUGGGAAUAUAGCACGAAACAGCCCAGCGGCACGCUUUUUAACCAGCAGAGGUCUAACCCCAAGAGAAUUUAACUCCUACGGCUCCCGUAGAGGUAACGAUGCUGUCAUGGCAAGAGGAACGUUUGCCAACAUCCGCUUGUUUAACAAGUUUGUUAACAAGCAGGCUCCACAAACUAUACACUUUCCUUCCAAUGAAACACUUGAUAUAUACGAUGCUGCUGAAAGAUACCAACAGGCUGGACACAAUCUGAUUAUCCUGACCGGAAAAGAGUAUGGUUCAGGAAGUUCUAGAGACUGGGCAGCAAAGGGACCUUUCUUACAGGGUAUUAAGGCCGUUCUUGCUGAGAGCUAUGAGCGUAUUCACCGCAGUAACUUGGUUGGAAUGGGGAUAAUACCCCUUCAGUAUAUGCCAGGAGAAAGUGCAGAGGCAUUAGGACUUACUGGACAAGAACGCUACACUGUCAUCAUUCCAGAAGACAAAGAUCUCCGGCCAGGAAUGAACAUCCAAAUUAAGCUUGAUACUGGAAAAUCAUUUGAAGCCAUCAUGAGAUUCGAUACAGAUGUGGAGCUCACCUACUACCGCAACGGCGGUAUUUUGAACUACAUGAUCCGUAAAAUGGCAAACUCUAGUUAAGACAAAAGAAGAGCAGUGGCAUGGUCUCGUUCUGUGGAGAUUUAAAAAUCCAAACCAGCUAUCUCUUAUCUAGUCUCCACUAUAAAUGGCCAGAAUGCACAUUAAGUAGUUUUCAGGUAGAGAAAAUAAAUUUCCAUGCUUGUGUACAUUACACAGAUGACCUCUUAUAGUUGGCUUGUAGGUAUUUUGUGAUGAGGAAUGAACUUAACACCUUGACCAGCCAGAUAACAAUGAGAAGUUUGUGCAUAGUUUAUCUAAGGCUAAGUUACUGAGCAGAGGUUUUCAGGCGAGUAGGAUAUCAUGAUGAACCUUGCUACUGCUGUUGAUACUCAAACUGUCAGGAAAUUCACCCAACAUACAGUCGUGUUUUGAGCUGUCCAAAAUGGUGUAAAGUUAAGGCUAAGAAUAAUAAAUUAAAAAUGAUCUAUACUUUCUCCUGUGUCUAUUGAUUUGGUUCUGAUUUGCAGUGUACAAGUCGAACAUGUCUUAAUGUAAUUUAUAGUUUGAGGCCCUGAUUUGAAUUGGCACUUUACUAUUUAAUGAAUUGUUCAAUGUAAAUCCAUUCUCCGUUUACUUUAGGUUCUACUUAGGUUUCUGCUGAACUCAGUAACUCCAGGUUCUCAUUCUCCAUAGUGUUAAAAGUGAACUUUGCAGUGUUCAUACUGCUUAAGGCCUCUGCCAGCUUGUGUUGCCCACUUCAGAAGGCGUACAGCUGAUUUGCUCCUUACAACUCAUUCAAUGCUCUUUGCCACUAUGGACACCAUAGAUAAUACAUUCUAUUCACAAAAUACAGUAUAAUCCUACCUUGCGUUGGCAACAUCUUCCAUAGCUUCCUAGUUCAUCGUAACCUGUAUUAGCUCUGUAAUUUAAAGCCCAUCAGGAGAUAUGUUCAGUUGAAUGGACCUUCUACACGGAAAAUAGCUGGUGGUGUAGAUAGAGACAAUGCAUAUUUUGGGGGGUUCUGCAGAAUGUAUUUGCAAGGGAGACGCCUCUAUUAAAGUGCAUGUGAUGACUGGAGUGUCCCUUUAAAGACCAGGUGAAGCCAGAUUUUGUGGAAGUACAUCUCCCAUAAUCUGUGUAUAUCUUGUGAAUAUAGGCACUCUUAUUUUAUAAUAUUGCUGCAACCCGAAAAUAGUGUACCCUUCAAAUACACCACUAAAAGUAAAACUAUAACGAAAAAAAAACACCACAAAUGAUAUAUACAUCGCCAGGAUUGAUCACUCUCCAAAGAUACAUAUGCAACAAAAUUAAAAAGCAACAUGGUAUAGACACGUUGGUAAUCUCCCAUAACCGUCCAUAUAGAUGUUAUAAGAAAUAUGACAGCUUUGGCAGCUCCAAAAAACAGACAUUCUUUACCUUUGUCAUGUGAAUUGGUUGAAAACUUUUAGUUUAGCGUUCCAUGUUAGCUUUGUUUCUUAAAGAAUAUUUGUUUCAAAUUGAUAAAUGUGAAUAUAAAUUUUUCCCCUUUGUAGUAUUUUCCUGUAAUCCUAGUUUUGCUUUUUCACCUUUGCGAAAAUCUUUACAAACUACUUUGUAAAUUCAAGCCAAAUAAAUCUAUUUUCAAGAGA